AAACGCUCAACCUCUCUCUCUCUCUCUCUGUAAUCGCGCCAUCGCACGGACAGAGUGCCUCAGAAUCAGAUCGCGACCUCUGGUUUUUCAUUUUCCAGGCAUAAUAUCUAUAUACGAGUAGUAUAGACAGGUUCCCAUGGCUGCUUCGGAAGAGAAUAGCGCUUUGUUCCCAAUUUUCAUUUUAACUAUAAUGGCACUGCCUCUAGUGCCUUAUACAAUAACAAAGUUAUGUCGUGCUGCAUCAAAGAAAACAAAGAGCAUCCACUGCCAGUGCUCUGAGUGCUUUCGGUCAGGAAAGUACCGGAGGUCAAUAUUUAAGAGGAUUUCAAACUUCUCAACAUGGAGCAACUUGACAUUAGUACUGCUUUGGGUCAUCAUGAUAGUCCUGGUUUAUUACAUCAAAAAUAUGAGUCGUGAGAACCAAGUUUUCGAGCCAUUCAGUAUUCUUGGACUGGAACCCGGUGCUUCAGAUUCAGAAAUCAAGAAGGCAUAUAGGAGACUCUCUAUACAAUACCAUCCAGAUAAAAAUCCAGACCCAGAGGCCCACAAUUAUUUUGUGGAGUUCAUAUCAAAGGCUUAUCAGGCUCUGACAGAUCCAGUGUCUCGUGAGAAUUUUGAAAAAUAUGGCCAUCCAGAUGGCAGGCAGGGGUUUCAAAUGGGCAUAGCUCUUCCUCAAUUCCUGCUACACAUCGAUGGGGCAUCUGGUGGAAUACUCUUACUCUGGAUUGUUGGUGUUUGUAUUUUAUUGCCUUUGGUGAUAGCUGUUGUGUAUCUUUCAAGGUCGGCAAAAUAUACCGGCAACUAUGUUAUGCAUCAAACAUUGUCCACUUACUAUUACUUUAUGAAGCCUUCUUUGGCUCCCAGCAAAGUAAUGGAUGUCUUCAUAAAGGCUGCUGAAUAUACGGAAAUUCCGGUUCGUAGAACUGACAACGAACCCCUUCAGAAGCUUUUUAUGCUAGUCAGGAGUGAGUUGAAUCUGGACCUUAAGAACAUCAAGCAAGAGCAGGCAAAGUUUUGGAAGCAGCAUCCAGCCCUUGUAAAGACAGAAUUGUUGAUUCAAGCACAGUUAACUCGUGAGUCAGCAUCCUUAUCUCCAUCUUUGCAAGGUGAUUUUAGACGUGUUCUGGAACUUGCCCCUCGCCUCCUUGAAGAGUUGAUGAAGAUGGCAGUUAUGCCACGAAAUGCUCAGGGGCAGGGAUGGCUGAGGCCUGCUAUUGGGGUGGUUGAACUCUCUCAGUGUAUCAUCCAGGCUGUUCCUCUUAGUGCAAGGAAGGCUACUGGAGGAUCCAGUGAAGGCAUUGCCCCUUUUCUGCAGCUGCCACAUUUUAGUGAGGCUGUUAUAAAAAAGAUAGCCCGCAAGAAGCUGAGAGUAUUGCAGGAGCUUCAGGACAUGUCCUUGCAAGAUCGUGCUGAGCUACUUUCUCAAACAGCUGGAUUCUCGUCCAAUGAAGUGCAGGAUGUUGAAAUGGUAUUGGAAACAAUGCCUUCGAUAUCAAUUGAAGUCAAAUGUGAGACCGAAGGUGAAGAGGGUAUGCAAGAGGGUGACAUUGUCACUGUUCAUGCUUGGGUGACACUAAAACGUGCCAACGGCCUGAUUGGUGCCCUUCCCCAUGCCCCGUACUUCCCGUUUCACAAGGAAGAAAAUUUCUGGUUUUUGCUUGCAGACAGUGUCUCCAAUAAUGUUUGGUUUUGGCAGAAGGUAAAUUUCAUGGAUGAAACUGCAGCUAUUACUGCUGCCUCCAAGGCAAUUGAGGAAACAAUGGAGGGUUCAGGAGCAAAUAUGAAGGAGACUAGUGCUGCUGUCAAAGAAGCAGUUGAGAAGGUGAAGAGUGGGUCUAGACUGGUAACAGGGAAGUUACCGGCCCCAGUGGAGGGGAAUUACAAUUUGACAUGUUACUGCUUGUGUGACUCUUGGAUUGGUUGUGAUAGAAAGACAAACUUGAAGAUAAAGAUUUUGAAGCGUACCCGGGCUGGUACACGGGGAGGUUUUGUGGCAGAAGAGGGACCAAUUGCAGAGGAUGGGAUUGAAGAGGAGGAAGAGAAUGAAGAUGAGGAAUAUGACGAUGAUUAUGAGAGUGAGUACAGCGAAGAUGAGGCAGAUGAACAACACGAUACAAAAAAGAAAGGCCCUGCAGCAAAUGGCACUGUGGAUAAACAAGUCUUAGGCUCUGAAGGUGAAGGUUCAGAGGAGGACUAGAACAAAUACAAUUUUAUCUAGUUUACUUUGUUGUUCAUUUAUCCGUUAUUCGGUGAAAGAAUUCAAACAGCCACCACAGUGAUGGUUACCAUGUGGCCAUCUUUAAUUUGGAAGAUCCUAGUUUUGAUACUUAAAACGUGAGUUCUAAGCCCAUUUUCAGUUAUUAAAAUUUUAGACUCUUUUUUCU
Prunus mume (Japanese apricot) is the source of this 2384-nucleotide messenger RNA. RefSeq names its product dnaJ protein ERDJ2A-like. Gene Ontology annotation, molecular function: RNA binding; transmembrane protein transporter activity. Gene Ontology annotation, cellular component: Sec62/Sec63 complex. Lineage: Eukaryota; Viridiplantae; Streptophyta; Magnoliopsida; Rosales; Rosaceae. Gene Ontology annotation, biological process: SRP-dependent cotranslational protein targeting to membrane; post-translational protein targeting to endoplasmic reticulum membrane. The record is from RefSeq and is a predicted model, not a curated record.